Molecule: messenger RNA, 2574 nt
Organism: Erigeron canadensis
Lineage: Eukaryota; Viridiplantae; Streptophyta; Magnoliopsida; Asterales; Asteraceae
Product: dolichyl-diphosphooligosaccharide--protein glycosyltransferase subunit STT3A
Exons: 23
Coding region: 58-2421 (787 amino acids)
Cellular component (GO): membrane
Molecular function (GO): oligosaccharyl transferase activity
Source: RefSeq, a predicted model, not a curated record
CUUCACUUAAUCCGAUCUCACUUUCAAAAACACACACACACUUUCCGACGGCCAGUAAUGGCGGUUCCCGUCGACAUCAUCACCAAACCACCGCCGUCUUCUCCGUCACCGUCGUCUCUCCGGUUCGCCUUCGGAAAUGUUCUCGCCUUCUUCAUUCUGUUGUUGAUUGGAGUACUUGCAUUCUCGAUCCGUUUAUUUUCGGUUAUUAAGUAUGAAAGUGUUAUUCAUGAAUUUGAUCCUUAUUUUAAUUAUAGAGUCACUCAGUUCCUUACAAAGAACGGGAUAUAUGACUUCUGGAACUGGUUUGAUGAUCGUACCUGGUAUCCGCUUGGACGAGUCAUUGGUGGAACCGUUUACCCAGGGUUGACCUUGACAGCUGGAACUAUAUGGAAGGUGCUUCAAUCCUUAAAUAUUCCUUUGUCUGUUGAAACUGUGUGCGUAUUUACUGCGCCUGUGUUCUCUGCCUUUGCUGCAUGGUCAACAUAUCUCUUAACUAAGGAAGUUAAGGGAACAGGUGCUGGACUGACUGCUGCAGUUCUUCUGGCCAUGGUGCCAUCCUAUAUAUCCCGAUCGGUAGCUGGGAGCUACGACAAUGAAGCUGUGGCUAUCUUUGCUUUGAUCUUUACAUUCUAUCUCUACAUUAAGACUCUAAACACCGGAUCCCUAUUUUACGCUACAUUAAAUUCCAUUUCAUACUUCUACAUGGUCUGCUCUUGGGGAGGGUACACCUUUAUCAUUAAUCUCAUACCAAUGCAUGUGCUUCUUUGCAUCGUGACUGGUCGCUAUUCAUCGCGCCUAUACAUUGCAUACGCACCACUUGUUGUCUUGGGAACGCUACUGGCAGCAUUGGUGCCUGUUGUUGGUUUUAAUGCUGUCAUGACAUCAGAACAUUUUGCAUCAUUCUUGGUUUUCAUUGUCAUCCAUGUGGUGGCUCUUGUAUAUUACAUCAAAGGAAUUCUCUCUCCAAAGAUGUUUAAAGUAGCUGUCACCCUUGUAGUAUCUGUUGGCUUGGUGGUAUCUUGCGCUGUAGUAGCAGUACUUGUAGCAGUAGUUGCAUCUAGUCCUACAAAGGGAUGGAGUGGACGAAGUUUAAGUCUUCUUGAUCCAACUUAUGCAAGCAAGUACAUCCCAAUCAUUGCCAGUGUUAGUGAACAUCAACCACCUACAUGGCCCUCUUACUUUAUGGAUCUAAAUGUUUUAGCGUUCUUGGUCCCUGCUGGAAUUAUUGCAUGUUUUACUCCACUAUCAGAUGCAAGCUCCUUUGUAAUCCUUUAUCUUGUAAUGUCGGUUUAUUUCUCCGGUGUCAUGGUACGGCUAAUGCUUGUGCUUGCUCCUGCUGCCUGCAUUAUGUCUGGAAUUGCUCUUUCUGAAGCUUUUGAUGUUUUCACUAGAUCCAUUAAAUUUUACAUAUCUGGCCUAUCUGAGACUCUGCAGACUGAUGCAGGGGAGAUUGUAUCUGGUAAUAAGGCUUCUCCACAAACUGAUGUGAUAAAAAACGACAAAAAAGAGGACUCGUUAAAGGAACGGCCUUCAAGGAAAAAUAAGAAAAAAGAAAAAGAGAUUAUUGAAAAGCCUUCUGUCAAGUCUAAGACCGAAAAGAGGCCCCUGGUCUUGCCUGUUGAGGCAUCUUUUUUUGCUCUUUUCUUAACUGUGUUACUGGGUGCGUUCUAUGUGGUCCACAGCGUUUGGGCUGCUGCAGAGGCAUAUUCAGCUCCUUCAAUUGUCCUUACCUCUCAUUCACAUGACGGGCUUCAUGUCUUUGAUGAUUUUAGAGAGGCUUAUGCUUGGUUAAGCCAUAACACUGAAGUAGACGACAAAGUUGCAUCUUGGUGGGAUUAUGGUUACCAAACAACUGCAAUGGCAAACCGAACUGUCAUUGUUGAUAACAACACAUGGAACAACACUCAUAUUGCCACUGUUGGUACUGCCAUGUCAUCCCCUGAAAAGGCAGCUUGGGAAAUUUUCAACUCCUUGGAUGUAAAAUACGUCCUUGUUGUGUUUGGAGGUCUUGUGGGAUACCCUAGCGAUGACAUAAAUAAAUUCUUAUGGAUGGUGCGUAUAGGAGGAGGUGUGUUCCCACAUAUCAAGGAACCUGAUUAUCUGAGAGAUGGUCAGUACCGAAUCGACUCUCAAGCCACUCCAACCAUGCUUAACAGUCUCAUGUACAAACUAUCUUAUUUUAGGUUUGUGGAAACUGAUGGUGGUAAAGGAUACGAUAGAGUAAGGAGGACCGAAAUUGGAAAGAAGCACUUUAAGUUAACUCAUUUUGAGGAGGUAUUCACAACGCAUCAUUGGAUGGUGCGAAUUUAUAAAUUGAAACCUCAAAAGAACAGGAUUCGAGGGAAGACAAAGAAGUCUAAAUCGAAAAUAAGCUCGGCCACUUCGAGAACUGGAACGAUGAAGAAAAACCCAUGGCACUAAACCUUAGUUUCUUUGCUUAAAAGGGUAAUUAGAUGUGAUACAGUUUCAUUUUAUAGAACGGCUUUGACCAACCAAAGAUUUUGUAGCGAAUAUUGAUGGUGGAAGGAGUUCUAAACCACAGUUAAAGAGAUGAGUAGAUCCAAACUUUUUCUA